AUGACCAGCAUCAUCACAGACUUUGCCAAACAGCUGCGGAAAUCAGCCCCACCUCCGAGCUCUUGGGUCGUGGAUCCCUAUGACUUGAACGAUCUGCAAUACGUCGGAAGCGGCGCUCAGGGAAAAGUGUUCUCCGGGCAUUACCGACGGAGGAGAAUCGCCUUCAAAAUGGUGCCCAGCCUCGACCAAAGUAGAUUCGAACACAUCAAGGAUCUGCAUCAUCAGAACCUCGUACGUUUCCACGGUGUCUGCCUUGCGGCACCGAAUGUCGGCUUUGUGAUGGAUUUCUGUUCGAAGGGAACUCUGCACAGCGAAAUCUACCAGAAACUACCGAUAGAAUCGCAUACCGUGUCUCGCUGGGCUCUGGAAAUCGCAACAGGCAUGUCCUAUCUACACGAAAGAGGAAUCGUCCACAGAGAUUUGAAACCCCUGAACAUUCUCUUGCACGGUGCGGCCAAGACUGCGAAGAUCGCUGACUUUGACUUGAGCCUGAAAUUAGGAUCAGAUCGUACGAGCUUUUCCGGCUCCGGAAGCAUAGCCUAUAUGUCUCCCGAGGUUCACUUGCGCCGAGAAGUGACAUUUCGUGCCGAUGUUUGGUCGUACGGAGUAGUGCUCUGGGAAACGCUCGUCAGACAAAGGCCCUAUGGCGACCUGAACUCAUGGGCGGUGAUUUCGGUAGUGGCGAAAACACCUUAA
Galendromus occidentalis (western predatory mite) is the source of this 696-nucleotide messenger RNA. Its product is annotated as mitogen-activated protein kinase kinase kinase 12-like. The record is from RefSeq and is a predicted model, not a curated record. The transcript has a single exon. Gene Ontology annotation, biological process: protein phosphorylation. The coding region runs from base 1 to 696 and encodes 231 amino acids. Gene Ontology annotation, molecular function: protein serine/threonine kinase activity; ATP binding. NCBI's taxonomy places the organism in Eukaryota, Metazoa, Arthropoda, Arachnida, Mesostigmata, Phytoseiidae.